ACGAAAUCGUUGAGGUUUUCACAUCCCUAAUUCACAUGUGCCGGCAGAUAAAACAAAAAAUUAUUUUAUCGAAUCUUCCAGAAAUCGACCGAAUUUUAUUUCCUAGCAGUACAAACACUCUACAGCAUGUCUAACGAAGAAGGACUGUACGACAAUAUUCUGCUGGCCGUGGCCGAAAAGCACCGCGGCGGCGUGCCCGAGUUCCUCGGCACCCUGGCCAGUUUCCUACGGCGCAAAACCGACUUCUUCACGGGCGCCAAGCAGGCCGAGUGGGAGAAGAUGCUGCUCGAUGUUUUCAAAAAGGAAUCCGCGCUGGCUAUGAGCGCGCACCAGGAGAAGGUGAAGUCGCGCGAAGCUGCCCAGAAGGUCAAGGAUGAGAAGGAGCGCGCGGCGCGUGAGGCUCGCCAAAAGGAGAUUGACGAUAACAAAAUAUGUGAUAUCACCGACGAGGAGGCUGCUGCCAUCAUCAAGGAGGAGGAGAACAAAAAACGACAGCAGCUGCUGGAUAGCGCUAGUGGAGAGCCAGCUGCCUCGAAUCGCGAUGACAUUUCCAAGCCCAUUGAAAGCGUAGACGAUGAAACCGAAAAGGGCGAGUUGGGCAAGCUGCAGCCCAAUGCUGGCAACGGCUGCAACUUGGACAAGUACAAUUGGACACAAACGCUGCCGGAGGUGGAGCUCAAGAUUCCCUUCAACGUGACAUUCGCUCUACGUGCCCGCGAUCUGGUGGUCAAUAUCGGUAGGAAGUCGCUGAAGGUGGGUCUCAAAGGUCAAGAGCCCAUCAUCGAUGGCGAGCUGUGCGGCGAGGUGAAGCAGGAGGAGUGCGUGUGGGUCUUGCAAGAUAGCAAGACUGUAAUGAUCACACUGGAGAAGAUUAACAAGAUGAACUGGUGGAGUCGUCUGGUGACCACCGAUCCGGAGAUUUCGACGCGCAAGAUCAACCCGGAGCCCUCGAAGCUGUCGGAUUUGGAUGGGGAGACGCGCAGCAUGGUGGAGAAAAUGAUGUUUGAUCAGCGGCAGAAGGAGAUGGGUCUGCCCACCAGUGAUGAUCGCAAGAAACAGGAUAUACUCGAGAAAUUCAAGCAACAGCAUCCGGAGAUGGACUUUUCCAAGUGCAAAUUCAAUUAGUUUAUACAUUCUAAGCCUUACAUUGUACAACUUUCGCUUUCGCACUCUUCUCACUCUCCCUCACAUUCGAAAUGUGUGUAUUCUCUACAUCUUUCAUCUUUCCCAAACACCCAAUAAACUAAAGCAAGCAAAAUAAAUA
Molecule: messenger RNA, 1264 nt
Organism: Drosophila kikkawai
Lineage: Eukaryota; Metazoa; Arthropoda; Insecta; Diptera; Drosophilidae
Gene: nudC
Product: nuclear distribution C, dynein complex regulator
Biological process (GO): protein folding
Cellular component (GO): cytoplasm
Source: RefSeq, a predicted model, not a curated record